This is a messenger RNA of Cebus imitator (Panamanian white-faced capuchin), 1425 nucleotides long. It is a transcript of the gene SRD5A1, whose product is annotated as steroid 5 alpha-reductase 1. Gene Ontology annotation, molecular function: 3-oxo-5-alpha-steroid 4-dehydrogenase activity. The transcript has 6 exons. Gene Ontology annotation, biological process: steroid biosynthetic process. The coding region runs from base 174 to 1007 and encodes 277 amino acids. The record is from RefSeq and is a predicted model, not a curated record. Gene Ontology annotation, cellular component: membrane. Lineage: Eukaryota; Metazoa; Chordata; Mammalia; Primates; Cebidae.
GGGGGCCGUGCCCCCAGCCCUGACUGCACCAGAGAGGCCGGAAUCCAGGACUGGUCCCGUCGCGCCCUGGCAGUGCAGGCUUCGUGUAGCCGCGCCUCCCGCCCCCGCGCCGCCACCUUAUAUGUUGCCCGCUGCGUCCUCCGGGGCAUGGAGCGUGGCGCCCAGCCUCGGCGAUGGCGACGGCGACGGCAGUGGCUGAGGAGCGCCUGCUGUCCGCGCUCGUCUACCUGCAGUGCGCCGCUGGCUGCCUGAUCCUCGGGGUGAACCAGCAGAGGAACUCGCCGUACGGCCGCCAGGCGACACCCAGGUGCAGGCUCCGGGUGCCGGCACGGGUCGCCUGGGCCGUGCAGGAGCUGCCCUCGCUGGCCCUGCCGCUCUACCAGUGCGCCAGCGAGUCCGCACCGCGCCUCCGCUACGCGCCCAACUGCAUCCUCCUGGCCAUGUUCCUCGUCCACUACGUACAACGGUCCUUAAUUUACCCAUUUCUGAUUCGAGGAGGAACGCCUAUGCCACUGUUUUCAUGUAUACUGGCAACUAUGUUCUGUACCGGUAACAGCUAUUUGCAAAGCAGAUACUUAAGCCAUUGUGCAGUGUAUGCUGAUGACUGGUUAAGGGAUCCCCGUUUCCUAAUGGGUUUUGGCUUGUGGUUAAUGGGCAUGUUGAUAAACAUCCAUUCAGAUCAUAUCCUAAGGAAUCUCAGAAAACCAGGAGACACUGGAUACAAAAUACCAAGGGUAUUUUCUCAGCUCUGCAGACAUAGUGCCCAAUUAGAACCCCUGGUGCAGACCACACUAGGCCUCUCUAGAACACACUUGAGUGGCACAAAGCUACAGCCUAAGGGAGGCUUAUUCGAAUACGUAACUGCGGCCAACUAUUUUGGAGAAAUCGUGGAGUGGGGGGGCUACGCUCUGGCCAGCUGGUCCGUUGAAGGCGCGGCUUUUGCUUUCUUCACAUUUUGCUUUUUAUGUGGUAGAGCAAAAGGGCAUCAUCAGGAUCCUGUCCCAUAAUGGCUGGUCACCUCCUGCCUCAAGCUGCCAGGAAGCCAGGCGGGGGCAUGGGGCUGCCACAAUUACAGCUCCCGCUCAGCCUUUCUGGUCCUUUUUAGAAAAUGUGAACCAGAGAGCAAGAAGCACCAGAUACUUAGAAAAAUCUGCAUCAUAAAAGAGCAAUGAAUGCCUCUCAAGAAAACAUGAUUCUAGGAACCAAAGGGAAUUUUUAAAAAGAAAUUGUACUUCAGGGAGAUUCAGCAUCCACAGGGGAAUGGACAUCACUUACUGUGGGACGUCGCAUGCUGGAAUACUACUCAGCAAUGUGAAGGAACGGACUGUUGAUGAAUAUUUAUAAAUCACAUAUCUGAUAAAGGUGUUAAUAUUCAUAAUAUGUAAAGAACUCUCAAAAUUCAAUAAAGCAAGUUUUUUAAAUGGG